GUGCAGGCGGCAUUGCGCAUGCUCUGUCCAAGUCCAGUUCGGUGUCUGUUGCGGGAUCUGCUGCGUCUUCUAGCGCGACCUGAACUGUCCGUCAAGGUGCUGGACUCAGUUUGGGCGACCUUGUCGUCAUCUCUGAGUUUUCCCUUCCCUCAUUCCCUUUUCACCCCUUCGACUCGUCUGCCCUUUUUCCUGAAACGGCCAUCAUGAGCGGGAGGCUGUCGUCCCCACCUCGGUGGCCGUGGUUGUUGCUCCUAUCACUACUCCUGCUGGGGUCAACCCCGGGCCCGCGUCUGGGCGCGGCUUUCUAUUUGCCCGGCCUGGCUCCGGUCAACUUCUGCGAAGAAGAAAAGAGGAGCGACGAAUGCAAGGCUGAAAUAGAGCUCUUCGUGAACAGGCUUGACUCAGUGGAAUCAGUUCUUCCUUAUGAAUAUACAGCGUUUGACUUUUGCCAAGCAUCUGAAGGAAAACGUCCAUCCGAAAAUCUUGGUCAGGUACUAUUUGGGGAAAGAAUUGAACCUUCACCAUAUAAGUUUACAUUUAAUAAGAAGGAGACCUGUAAACUUGUUUGUACAAAAGUAUACCAUACAGAGAAAGCUGAAGAUAAACAAAAGUUAGAAUUCUUGAAAAAAAGCAUGCUAUUGAAUUAUCAACAUCACUGGAUUGUGGAUAAUAUGCCUGUAACAUGGUGUUAUGAUGUUGAAGACAGUCAGAGGUUCUGUAAUCCUGGAUUUCCUAUCGGCUGUUACAUUACAGAUAAAGGCCGUGCUAAAGAUGCCUGUGUUAUCAGUUCAGAAUUCCAUGAAAGAGAUACAUUUUACAUCUUCAACCAUGUUGACAUCAAAAUAUACUACCAUGUUGUUGAAACAGGGUCCAUGGGAGCAAGAUUAGUGGCUGCUAAACUUGAACCUAAAAGUUUCAAACAUACCCAUACAGAUAAACCAGACUGCUCUGGACCCCCCAUGGAUAUAAGUAACCAGGCUUCUGGGGAGAUUAAAAUUGCCUAUACUUAUUCUGUUAGCUUUGAGGAAGAUAAAAAUAUCAGGUGGGCAUCUAGAUGGGACUAUAUUCUGGAAUCUAUGCCUCAUACCCACAUUCAGUGGUUUAGCAUUAUGAAUUCCCUGGUCAUUGUCCUUUUCUUGUCUGGAAUGGUCGCUAUGAUUAUGCUACGGACGCUGCAUAAAGAUAUUGCCAGAUAUAAUCAGAUGGAUUCUACAGAGGAUGCCCAGGAAGAAUUUGGCUGGAAACUAGUUCAUGGUGAUAUAUUCCGUCCUCCAAGAAAAGGGAUGCUGUUAUCAGUCUUUCUAGGAUCAGGAACACAGAUUUUAAUUAUGACAUUUGUGACUCUGUUUUUUGCUUGCUUGGGAUUUUUGUCACCUGCCAACAGAGGAGCAUUGAUGACCUGUGCUGUGGUCCUGUGGGUGCUGUUGGGCACACCUGCUGGCUAUGUUGCUGCCAGAUUCUAUAAGUCCUUUGGAGGUGAGAAGUGGAAAACAAAUGUUUUAUUGACAUCUUUUCUUUGUCCUGGGAUUGUAUUUGCUGACUUCUUUAUAAUGAAUCUGAUUCUCUGGGGAGAAGGAUCUUCAGCAGCUAUUCCUUUUGGAACACUGGUUGCCAUAUUGGCCCUUUGGUUCUGCAUAUCUGUGCCUCUAACAUUUAUUGGUGCAUACUUUGGUUUUAAGAAGAAUCUCCAGUUACCGCCAGGAUCCCCGGCUCUCUGGCACUGUCCUGGCCAGCAACCUCCACCCCAGUUGGGUGUGCCGCCAGCUGUGUGUGUGAUUGCUGCCUUUCCCACCCCCCAAGCGACUUCACACGUCAUGUUACUCCAGGCCAUUGAACACCCUGUUCGAACCAAUCAGAUUCCACGUCAGAUUCCUGAACAGUCCUUCUACACAAAGCCAUUGCCUGGUAUUAUCAUGGGAGGAAUUUUGCCCUUUGGAUGCAUCUUUAUACAGCUUUUCUUCAUUUUGAAUAGUAUUUGGUCGCACCAGAUGUAUUAUAUGUUUGGCUUCUUAUUUUUGGUGUUUAUCAUUUUGGUUAUUACAUGUUCUGAAGCAACUAUACUUCUUUGCUAUUUCCACCUAUGUGCUGAGGAUUAUCAUUGGCAAUGGCGUUCAUUCCUUACUAGUGGCUUUACUGCAGUUUAUUUCUUAAUAUAUGCAGUACACUACUUCUUUUCAAAACUGCAAAUCACAGGAACAGCAAGUACAAUUCUGUACUUUGGUUAUACCAUGAUAAUGGUUUUGAUCUUCUUUCUUUUUACAGGAACAAUUGGCUUCUUUGCAUGCUUUUGGUUUGUUACCAAAAUUUACAGCGUGGUGAAGGUUGACUGAAGAAGCCAAGUGUGUCCAGUUAAAACAAAUAAAUUCUUCAUUAACAAAGAUCUUUUUUUUGUGACUACCUUGAGUUUUAUCAGCAUUGGCCUAGUAAUCCUUCAGAAACAACAUAAUUCUAAAUACACCUCUUUCCAUAUACUUGUCCCCACAAAAUGUGUUUUCAACACCAAAACAUCUGUAUUGUGAUUUUAUUAAGUAUAUAUUGAGUUGUUCUCAGUGAAGAGCAAAUUUAAAUAUUAUGUGUAUUUGUAAAUACAAUAGCUAUAAAAUUUGGAAUACUUCUAAUGGCAGUAAUAGAGGAGGCCAUAUUAAACAAUAUUGAUGAAAUGUCAGACAGUUCAUUGUAAAUAGGAUUUUCUAGGCUCAGUAGGUGGGAAGAAUUAUUUUUCUUUGAAGGAAAUAACUUUUUAUCAUGGUAAUUUUGAAGGAUGAUUCAUAUGAUGUGUUUAUUGGGGGGAGGCAUUUUUUAAAAAUCCUGUAUUGGUUGUAAUUGUUCAUACUUCUUUUCUGUGUUGACUUCAUUAUUCCCAUGGUAUUGGCCUUUUAAACUAUGUGCCUCUGAGUCUUUCAAUUUAUAAAUUUUGUUAUCUUAAUAAAUAUUGUAAAAACA
Molecule: messenger RNA, 2943 nt
Organism: Artibeus jamaicensis (Jamaican fruit-eating bat)
Lineage: Eukaryota; Metazoa; Chordata; Mammalia; Chiroptera; Phyllostomidae
Gene: TM9SF2
Product: transmembrane 9 superfamily member 2
Exons: 18
Coding region: 204-2330 (708 amino acids)
Biological process (GO): protein localization to membrane
Cellular component (GO): membrane
Source: RefSeq, a predicted model, not a curated record